Lactuca virosa is the source of this 1556-nucleotide messenger RNA. The record is from the annotation of a GenBank genome assembly. Lineage: Eukaryota; Viridiplantae; Streptophyta; Magnoliopsida; Asterales; Asteraceae.
AUGCUUAGCUCAAUCAAGUUGGAUUUGGGCUACAAUGAUCUAGUUUCAAAGUUGCAAUUUAUUCUCCUCUGUCUCUUUUCUUUCCUUCAAACGUCGACUCGUCCUCGCCGGCCGCCGCAGACCACAGCCGCAUCUCCAGCCUCCGAUUCUCCUUCUUCUCAUCUAGAAGUCUCGACUCUCAAAUUGUUUUUCUCGCAUCAUCGACUCUCGACUCUCGCACACAGACACUUUCGUCGUCAGGUGUUCUGCUUCAUUCUCACAUCAGCUUCUUCUUUGGAAUUCACUCAGUGCAUCCUUCCGACUUCUGGUCCCUUGAAUUCAGGAGGAUUAAAAAACUGUCUGAAAUUUAUGGCUACUGGCAAAGUCCGGACAAGUAGUUUCUCAAAGAACUUUUCAGCUGCACCUACUUCUUCUGUCCCUGGACUCAAGUAUGGACCAAAUGGCACAAUCUUUCUUUCGUCAGGCAUACCAGAUCUUGACAAGAUUUUAGGUGGGGGAUUCCAUUUAGGAAGUCUGGUAAUGAUCAUGGAAGACACUGAAGCACCUCAUCAUAUGCUUUUGUUAAGGACUUUCAUGUCUCAGGGACUAGUACACAACCAACCUGUUCUUUAUGCAAGCCCAGUCAAAAACCCUAGAGCCUUUCUUGGAACCUUGCCAACUACUUUAGCCCCCAAAGAUGACAAAUCUCGUAACACUGAUGCAGAACAGAAGGAUUUGCGGAUUGCUUGGCAAUAUAAGAAGUACCUUGGGGAAAAUAAGCAACAUAACGAGGAGCGAGAUGGGAAAAUAGAGUAUUGCAAUGAAUUUGACCUAAGGAAGCCUAUAGAGAAGCAUUUGAUAAUGGGAAACCGUGUGGAGUGUUUUAGCCUUUUAGAUUGUUCAAAUCUUGCUGGAUUCCGUGAUAGUUGUUCAAAGUUCAUAUCUCAAUUUCCAAGGUAUGAUGGAAAUAUUACAAGUGCAGGAAGAAUUGCUAUCCAAUCAUUUUGUGCUCCACAAUGUGACUACAAUGACAAGGAAUGGGAUAUGCUUUCCUUCAUUAGAUCAUUAAAAAGCAUGGUUCGCUCCUCAAAUACAGUUGCUUUUCUAACCUUCCCACCUUCUCUUUUAUCACCAUCAAUGUCAAAAAGAUUGCAACAUUUAGCUGAUGCCUUAUUAUCCGUUAAAGCAAUUCCAGAUGAGGACAAGGAGCUUGCGACUCUCCUAACUGGUUACCAGGAUAUGCUUGGGCUUCUAAGUAUACAUAAAGUUUCACGUUUCAACACACAGGUCCCUGUAAUUCUAGAUGCAACGACAUACUCCAUAAAGCUGCAAAAACGAAGAUCAUUGGUUUUAGAGUGUUUAAAUCAAGCGCCUGUCGAUGGCUCAAGUGGGAGUUCUUAUGGUACUUCUGCUAGUUGUGGCUCCUCUUCAAAGGCUGGUGCCCUUGAUUUUUGAUGUUUCGCUUGUUUUUAUGUGUAGGUGGUAACUAAAUUGAUUAAAUUAAUUGCUCACUAACUUUUGAUUAAUGAAAUGUUAGUUUAUUUGCGAAAUCAGUUGUCAGUUUUGUAGAAUCCAAG